This is a messenger RNA of Pyrenophora tritici-repentis Pt-1C-BFP, 1791 nucleotides long. Its product is annotated as Nucleo-P87 domain containing protein. NCBI's taxonomy places the organism in Eukaryota, Fungi, Ascomycota, Dothideomycetes, Pleosporales, Pleosporaceae. The record is from RefSeq and is a predicted model, not a curated record.
AUGAGCGCACAUGCCCGGCGACUAGAACACAGCCUAGGGAGCAGCUGGGGCGAAGCCGACUACGUAUCCGACGAAGGGGGUUCCUUUGAUUCUGGAAGCGACGGCGCUAGCGAAUUGGACUUGGAAGAUUCGGACAAAGAAGUUGUACAAGAGCGUCGAGCGCUGCCAACACCAAGACGUCAUCGUAACCAACAGAGUCCACCAGUACCUACAGCGCAGACAAAAAGCACACCAGUCAGGAAGCCGACAGAAAGAAAGAAAACAAGCCAGUCCCAGCAUCUGCACUCUGACAAGAAGGGCCCCAGACAACAUCCAUUUGAGCCGAGCUUCAUCAUGCCUUCCAUGGACAACUCAUGGAGCGGGUUUAACCUGCCGCCCGCACAGAAGCCUCAGCGGCGAAAGCGAAGAGACACGGUACCGGACCGUCUAUCCAACGCUUCAGGUAUUGCUCCUACUUCUUUCAAGGAACGCCGUGUCGAUAGCCACCAGGAAGUGAGCCCAUGGCACUACGUAAGCCUCUUUUGGGAGAACGUCCUUGCGCCGUUGAUUGGCCACUUUCUUGAUGUAUUAUCCUAUGCCUUGCGAUACUUCAUAAAACCCAUCCUAGGCGUGCUGCUGGGCCUUGGUAUUCUAGCCUUCAGCUUCAGGCUAGCCUCCGGCAUGCUUCGCUUCACGGUUUCCAACGUAAUCAUGGGUCCAGUGUGUGCGAUACCAGGCUCUUCAUACCUCAUCACAGCAUGCGAUACUUCUUAUUCAAGCCACCACGCCAACUUUGAGGAAGUCACAAGUGUGCAAAGUCGCUUUGAAGAUAUUGUCCAUGCAGCCAAGGAUACCUACUCCCUACCUGCCACGAUCAAAAAUUCCGAGCUUGCAAUCCGCGACCUGCGCGUCCUUGUCAGGCACUCUCAUUUGCCAAGCCGCGAGGCAUUGGAAAACGAAUUUAAUUACUUUGUUCUCACAGCCAAUACAGCCUCUAGGGAGCUUUCUCGCUUCAAUACCCAAAUAGGCGGAGCUUCGGAUCGCUUAGUCGCGGCGAAUCAAUGGACAAUGAAUGUUCUCUCCGGCAUCAGGGAUCAAGACGCAUCCACUGGCAUCGCCUCGCGGGUUAUCGACCAGGUCGUUGGUACAUUCGUAGCGGGACCACCAACUCUUCAGGAACGCAUUUAUGAUCAAUACAUUGUCCACCUCGGCAGGAACAAGGAGGAGAUCACGAAGCUCAUCAGCAAGGCACAAGCUCUGCUCAUUAUCCUCAAUAGCCUUGACGAUCGCCUAGAGGCUAUUCUCGAGAUUGCGACACGCGACGACCAAACCGUUACACGCAAUCAAGAGGAACUCUUGGCCUCUCUAUGGACAAAGCUAGGUGGUAACCGGACCAACGUCGCAGCCAACGCAAAAGCCUUGAAUCUUCUUUCCAACAUUAGCGCUUACCGCAAGAAAGCUGUCAUGCACGUUACUCAAACCCUGCUCAAGCUCCAGGAGAUUCAGGACGAGUUGGAGAAUUUGAGGGAGGGUGUUGCAGCACCUGAAAUCCUGGGGUUUAGGGGUGAUUUGCCGUUGGAGUACCAUAUUAAUGCUAUUGGAAAGGGCAUAGAGAGGCUGCAGAUCAGCCGAGGCGAACAUAUGCGUGUGGAGGCUGAAACAUACAAGAAGCUCAUGCAUGCAGGCGAGGAGGGGGAUGAUGAAAGGAGGGAAAUAGGCGAUGGUCCGACGACUAUUACCGCAAAACCUCGAUAAAGGACAUGUUGUCUUCGUCUCUUGGAUAAACGACGAGACCAAGCGUUUGAUUUUUGA